Messenger RNA from Galeopterus variegatus (Sunda flying lemur), 2295 nucleotides. It is a transcript of the gene ZNF174, whose product is annotated as zinc finger protein 174. The transcript has 3 exons. The record is from RefSeq and is a predicted model, not a curated record. NCBI's taxonomy places the organism in Eukaryota, Metazoa, Chordata, Mammalia, Dermoptera, Cynocephalidae. The coding region runs from base 614 to 1840 and encodes 408 amino acids.
CCGCCCUGGAGGCCGGAGCCGCUGGGCCUGCGGCGCCUCGGAGCGAGCGGCCACAGCGCCCGCCUCAGCCUCGGUCGCGGGGAGCAGGCUCGCCGCUGGUCACAGCUCCCGGCCAGCGCUGUGGCCUUCCUGGGCUCUACGCGUUAACGCCCGGCGACAUGCUCGAGGUCGGUUUCAGCCAGGAUGCGGGAGAGUUGGGGCAAGCUACCUGUAAGACAGCUUAAACUUUUCCUAGGAAUUGCUUUCUGCCGGCCCAUUAGAUCGCAUUGCUUGUUUCGUCUGAGACCUUGUGUGCUUAGGACUGAAAUAAAAGAAGUAUUUUCCCCAUUGUCUUUUUAGGACGUUAUGACUUUUUUCCUCUGCAAGACAGUUCAAAAAACUGCCGGAAGGACAAACUCUUCCCACUCCUAGGGACUGUGUUGUCUUCAGAGUUUGGGGUAGAGGCUAGCAAAUGAGAAGGCCCUGUCUCUACAUCCUAUCCUCCCAGACAUCCUCAGAGGAUCUUCGUUUCCAACUAGCAUCUUUCUAGCAUUCAGAGAGACUUCUUCAGGGUCAUGAUCCUGAAGGCUUGACCUGUAUACAAGGAGAGAGAAGUUGUCUCCUGAGCCCCAAAAUGGCAGCUAAAAUGGAGAUAACUUUGAGCUCCCACACUCAGGCUUCCUCCAAGCAAGAAAGACACAUAAUAACAAAGCUAGAAGAGAAAAGAGGGCCCACUCUGCAAAAGAACUGCCCCGAUCCUGAGCUCUCUCGCCAGAGCUUUAGACAGUUUUGUUAUCAAGAGGUGUCUGGACCCCAAGAGGCGCUCUCCCAGCUCCGACAGCUCUGCCGUCAGUGGCUACAGCCUGAGCUGCACACCAAGGAGCAGAUUUUGGAACUUCUGGUGAUGGAGCAGUUCCUGACCAUCCUGCCCACGGAGAUCCAGGCUCGGGUCAGGCAUCGAUGUCCAAUGAGCAGCAAGGAAAUUGUGACCCUGGUGGAAGAUUUUCACAGAGCAUCCAAGAAACCAAAACAGUGGGUGGCCGUUUGUAUGCAGGGGCAGAAGGUGCUCUUGGAGAAAACUGGAUCUCAGCUUGGAGAACAGGAACUUCCAGACUUUCAACUGCAAACUCCUAGGACAGAUCUCAGGGAGAGCUCUCUGGAGGAGCCUUCCCAGACAGGAUCUCAUGACCGACUGAGCCCCCAUGAUUGGGAGAAAUCCCCACUCCUCCAGGAACCAGUCCCCAAGUUGGCUGGGACAGAGGCCCCCAGAAUAAGAAGUGACAACAAGGAAAAUCCACAACAGGAAGGGGCUAAAGGAGCAAAGCCAUGUGCAGCAUUAGCUGGUAGGUCCAAAGGGAACAGUCUGGAGAGCUCUGAACCGAGAGGGGCAAAUAUAAGUGAACCCCGGUUGUCACGGAGGCAGGUCAGCCCCCCAAAGGCUCAAAAGCCAUUUGCUCACUACCAGAGACAUUGCAGGGAACUGGAAUACAUCAGCAGCCCCCUAAAAAGCCAUCCACUGAGAGAGCUGAAGAAAAGCAAAGGAGGUAAAAGAAGCCUGAGCAGUCGUUUGCAACGUCUCAGUCGCCAGCCAACCCGUUCAGCAAAGAAACCUUACAAGUGCGAUGACUGUGGGAAAAGCUUCACAUGGAAUUCAGAGCUGAAAAGACACAAGAGAGUCCACACAGGAGAGAGACCCUACACAUGCGGAGAGUGUGGAAACUGCUUUGGACGGCAGUCAACCCUGAAGCUGCAUCAGAGGAUCCACACUGGAGAGAAGCCAUACCAGUGCAGCCAGUGUGGGAAAAGCUUUCGCCAGAGCUCAAAUCUUCACCAGCAUCACAGACUCCACCACGGGGACUGAAAGGAGUGCUCCAUGCUUUAGACUUCACGAGGAAGGUAUUUGCAUCUCUCCUCCCCCUUACUUGCAUGUAAAUCACAAAGACUUUCUCUGUGACUUACAAAGAAAGCAGGAGGCCCUUGAGAAAGGUUGGUCACAUUUGGCUGGCAAGGAGCUCCAGAAGAGGCUGGCCUGGUCCCCAACAGUGCAUGCUAACAGAGCAAAGAGAUGGCAGGUCAUCUGAGUGUUGGAUCAAAGAGAACUACAGUCUCUGCAGAGAGCUGGGAGUAACCACUGAGGGAGAAUCAGGACCAUCCUGCAGGUGGCCCCCUAUUGUUAAAUUAUCCCCCUGUUGCUUUAUUUAUCCUCUAAAAUAUGUAAAGGGUAAAUUCUAUGUAUAUAGUUGUGCAUUUGCCAUCAUACUAGGCAAUUUCUAUCAUAUGCACACUUCCUUAAUAAAGAUGAGUAAUCCACCAGCA